This is a messenger RNA of Drosophila elegans, 3254 nucleotides long. Its product is annotated as 5-hydroxytryptamine receptor. The record is from RefSeq and is a predicted model, not a curated record. The transcript has 5 exons. Gene Ontology annotation, cellular component: membrane. Gene Ontology annotation, biological process: G protein-coupled receptor signaling pathway. The coding region runs from base 549 to 2195 and encodes 548 amino acids. Gene Ontology annotation, molecular function: G protein-coupled receptor activity. Lineage: Eukaryota; Metazoa; Arthropoda; Insecta; Diptera; Drosophilidae.
CCGUGGUCCUGUCGAGUAUGUGCGCCGCCGAAGAACAGUUCCUGCACGUCGCGCCUUGAGUUUCAUUUUAUAUUUUUUUCGUUCCCCCCGACACUCAUACAUCCAAACACCAACCGCACAUACACUCACACACGCACGCACCUUUGACAAUAUCAACAAAAUAUUUUGAAAAUGUCGACGGGCAGCAUUUUAUAACGAGUUUUUUACAAGAGUACGUAAGAGGAGUACGGUUCACAGGAAUAAAAAUAAAUAUUUGAUUAAUUAACACGACGGCGCAACAACCGAUGAAGCAAAAUGCUCUAACUGUAAAUUACAGUGCCUUCGAUAAAACAAGCAACAGCAACAACACCGCUACAACAACAUUCAAGAGCAGCAGGAUCAGCCACAAUAUAUGUAUUUCGUUAAGCAAAACAGGCCACAGCUCUUUAGUAUGAAAUGAGGCGACCAGGCAAACGCGUCUCCCUCAAAGAUCGCCCAAAUCGAGUACGGACCAGGCCGAUAGCAGGAGCAUCAGAGUCGGGGACGGAUUCUGCCGCGGGAUCGAAAUCAUGAACAGGGACAAUCUGCAGCAGUGGUGGGAGAACGAGAACUCCUACCGGCGCCAUCAUGGCCUGGAUUCCGCUGAGUUGCACUUCUCCCUCCAGGAGCCAAACCAGCUGCGCUCGGACCAGGUUGCGUACGAUCAGGACUUCGACUACAGCAACUUUAGCCUGGAUAAUCCGUACGACAUGGACAUGGACCCAGAGCACUCCAUCUCCUCGCUAACUCUGCUGCUGCUGGCGGUCAGCUACGGCCUCGUGGUCUUUGGCGGCGUCGUGGGCAACUCUACGCUGGUGCUGACUCUCUGCUCGGCCUCCUCGGUGCGACUGCGCAACCCGCUACUCCUGGCCGUAUGCAUUGCCGACUUGCUGGUCACCGGCAUCUCUGCCCCGGUCACGCUCCUCAAUCUCGCCAUGAGUCGUCGCACGCGAUCGCUGCCGCUUGUGCUCUGCAAGGUCAUACACUACAUACAGGUCAUGCCCGUAGCGGCCAGCACCAUCUCGUUUUUCAUGCUCUCCCUGGACCGCUACGCCACCGUGAAGCAUCCGAGAUUGGCGCAGCUGCGCCAGCGCCGCUAUUUACACGUCUCGCUGGCCCUGCUCUCCUGGCUAGCAUCGGCGGCCAUCAGCACUCCGUUCCUGUUCGCCUACAAGAUCAUCGCCAGAUCGACUAUGGGCAAGGGCGGUGGGGCGAGCACCACGCCGAGCCCCAUCACCAUCAGUUGCACCUCGGACCUGGGCGCCAAUGCCAUGUUCAUGUCCUUCAUCCUCUUCCACACGAUCGCGGUGUUCGUGCUGCCGGGCGUGGGCGUGCUGCUCAACCACUACGGCGUGCGUCGCAAGCUCUGCGCCCUCUCGCUGACCGCCCGGGCUGCUCACGGGGAGCUUCCCCUGCCCAUCCCCAUUCUGAGGCGCCAGACCCACAUGGUGAUCGUUACGGGUUGCCCCAACGCCCAGCAGGCGGCCUGCGGCGGGGCCACCACGGGGGACGACACCUCGAAUGGUAACGGCACGGGCACCGGCGGCGGUCCAAUGGCCGUCAGUCCAGGGGACAUCCAGCUGCACACUCUGCACCCACGGCAGCCGGGCUCCAUCGGAUCGGCCCUCGAACCUGGCUCCUACCGCUCCAGCAAUCCCAUAUCGCCCAGGGCCAUGAGGGAGAUUCGCGCCCACUCGCAGCGACAGCGCAUCAACCGGUCGGGAAAGGGACCUGCGACUCCCGGAAUACCAUUACCUCAGACCUCCACACUUCGGUCGCGCCGGCACCUGGCCAACAUGCUAAUUGCCUCGGCAGUUAUCUUUAUAGCCUGCUGGGCACCUCACGUCUUCUGCAUCUUCUACAAGAACUUGGGCAGCAAGCAGCACUGCAGCCAGACCUCCGUCUACUUCAGCCUCCUGUUAGGCUACUUCUACUCUGCCAUCAGUCCGGUGAUCUACUGGGCGCUCAACCACAACUCGCUUCGACAAUCUCCCUGCGCGCCCAUCAUCCGCCUGCGCUCCAUGCAGAACUUCCUGAGGUCGCGCUUCCGGACCCACACCGCCCCGCCGCCCCCCUCGUCGACCAACGAGGCGGCCUUGGGGGCCUUCAACCCCAAGCUGAUCAAGCUGACACCGAAACAGUAUAGAGCUCAGGCCUCUUCGCAUUAUCUCUACUAGUGUGAUACUAAACUAAACUUGAUAUACAUAUAUACACAUUUAUAUACACGCAUAUAUGAUAUAUUUUUUACCUUCGCCCUCCCCAAGUCCCUGACUUUCUAAUACCGAACUCCGAACCCUGACCCCUGACCCCGGGCCUCAAACUUAAACCAACCUCCCAACCGAACGGAACUAUCUAGAUGUUUUUCAAAAGCUCUAAGCAACUAGUUGGCGUUACCUUCUGCAGAAUUCAAAAUAUAUACACAAUACAUAUAGAAUACAGUCUACCGAACAUACAUAGCAGUGUUAGUUGACGCUUAUUUACACGAUGUUGUGCGCCUGAUGCUAUUCAAUAAACGGAACCGAAUCCUGUCGCAACUCUUGCCUACAACGAGAAAAAUCUAUUGAUGAAAAACAAGCGAAAUAAAUGAAAAUACAAAACUCUUCUAGUGACUUGUUCGAAAUGUUGUUUAGUCUUUUAAGCUGAAAUAUUGUACUAUGUUCCUUCUCAUAGAUAAGCAAUAUGUGAACGCUUUGAGCCAAGUUAAACAAACGAAAAACGAAUCAAACUAAAAACGAUCUAAAACUUUUAAACGAAUUAAACCUAAACUCGAAUACAUACCUAAAAAAACCAUAAAUAAUUAUAUACGAGUAAAUACAAAAAAUGAAUAAGAAUAAUAAUGAAUGUGUAUGUGAGCAAAACAAAGGGAUAAAAUCUAGUAUUGUAUACAUAUUCUUCGACUUAAUUCUUUAUACACUUUUUCUAAAUAUUUUUAAUAUCGUUCAGUAAACUGAACAAGGUGUAUAGUGAAAUUCAAGCUGCAGAAUGUAAGAACCACCCAAAGGAUCAAACUCUGAUCGGGUUUCAUUUUACUGAUUUCAGUGACAACCUUAUACUAAUUUUCUAGACUUUAAUAUACACAUGCUCCCUGUGGGCAACCAUCUGUUAACAGCCUUUAUGUUUUUAGUUCAAAAAUGAUAGUACUAUCUUUUAAACCAUCUGCUAUCGCCUUGGAAUUAGUGGCUAUAAACCUUAAGAAAACUUUAAAUAAUCAUCGUUUUGUACUUUACAAAAUCGUC